Messenger RNA from Meloidogyne enterolobii, 299 nucleotides. The record is from the annotation of a GenBank genome assembly. Lineage: Eukaryota; Metazoa; Nematoda; Chromadorea; Rhabditida; Meloidogynidae.
UUUUUAGUCGAUCUGACCAGCCUUCAAUCAUUCGAACAAAGAAAGCUGAAAUUAGAGCUGAAAGGGAUAGAAUUACUUCAUCUCCAUUAAUGGUAAAUGGGACUACUGAUCAGCAACGAAGUGAUACCCCUCAAUCUAGAGCUAGUUCUUCGCUUAGCCAAAGAGCUGCAGAAAUUGAAAAACGCAGAGAAUGGAGACAAGCCAGACUUCAAAGUAUGGAUGUUGAAUCUAGACGUACAGGGGAUUUGGUAAAAAUAAUUGCUAAUGCCACAACGACAGAAGCGUCAGCUUCAACAUAA